Messenger RNA from Eimeria acervulina, 420 nucleotides. RefSeq names its product jmjC domain-containing protein, putative. Bases 1 to 420 code for a protein of 139 amino acids. The transcript has 4 exons. Lineage: Eukaryota; Apicomplexa; Conoidasida; Eucoccidiorida; Eimeriidae. The record is from RefSeq and is a predicted model, not a curated record.
AUGCAGUGGUCGAUCGACUGCUGGUUCGCUCAGCUGAAGCAACCACAGCAGUGGACGUCUUGUAAUGGGAUUUCUGCUCAUCCUGAGUUUUCUCUAAACUGCAGGGAGGAGCUCGAUGGCCACGUCGCCUGUGUGAAGCUGUUUCUCGAACAGCACGUGGUGCAUGGGGAACCGUACGUACCAGGCAGUGAAGAUGAUAGGGAUAGGUGUAGAUCGACGCGUUCUCUGUACAUGAGGUGCAUGCAGAACAAGAAAAACUUCCCACAAGAUUCAGACCGGGUUGCCCAUCUAAUGUCACAACCACUGAGGUGUAUGUACGGCACAAAGCUUGGCCUGACAGAUCGGUGGGGCGGCGAACGGUUGAGCCAGCAACUGGAGAAAAACAUUUCGCAUUUGCAGGUUCGACUUGAUCAUAAGUGA